Molecule: messenger RNA, 2244 nt
Organism: Closterium sp. Naga37s-1
Lineage: Eukaryota; Viridiplantae; Streptophyta; Zygnematophyceae; Desmidiales; Closteriaceae
Source: the annotation of a GenBank genome assembly
AUGGUUCUCCCAUCAUCAUUUGCCCGCCACCCGCUCUGCCCGCCACCCGCUCUGCCCGCCACCCGCUUUGCCCGCCACCCGCUUUGCCCGCCACCCACCCACUCUGCCCGCCACCCGCUUUGCCCGCCACCCGCUUUGCCCGCCACCCGCUUUGCCCGCCACCCGCUUUGCCCGCGACCCACUUUGCUACAUUCUCCUGUUGUCCCCCCCCUCCCUUCCCCCCUCGCCCACACCCGUACUGCAGAUUGUGCUGACAUUUUUGCAGCAGGAAUGGUUCUUCCAUCAUCAAUAGACCCAGACAGCACCCCCCCACCAAAACCCACCACCAUAUCCACCCGCAACCGCCCCCUCCCCUCCACCACCACCACAACCCGCACCACCGGUGGUGGCAGCCAAGGCAAGGCAAGGCCAGGCCGUGGUUUGCAGAGCAAGGGACAGAUGCCCCUCCACGCCUCCCCCCACGCCUCCCCUCGCACCUCCCCCAACGCCUCCCCUCACACCCUACGGUACCAGCGAGAGGCGGGGAAGUGUUGGAGCCGGGCAGAGCUUCCAUGCUAUGCGGGUGAUGCAGGUUCUGAUGAAUCAGAUUUGUCCGAGAGGCUCCGGAUGAAGAUGAGGCAGUACCACACGUACCGGCGCGAGUGCCUUCUCAAAGAGCCCAAGGCGACCCUCCAAGCGACCCUCCUCUCCAACAAGCCCACGCUCUGCCGCUACUUAGUCUACUAUCACACGCGGGACGGGCAGGGGAACCGGCUCGUGUCUCUCAUGUCUGCCUUUGCCUACGCGCUGCUGACGGACCGGAUUCUCCUGCUCGCAUCGGGUAGCGGCCUGGCUGAAGAAUUCUGCGAGCCGUUUGAACACGGGGCGGCGGUUGAGGCUAGUCGAGGGGUGGGUGAGAACGCCGGUGAAGAUGCGUCGUGGGUGCUGUUUGAUGGGCCGGAUAGGGACAAGUAUGUGUGGAUGCUGCGGUUUAAGGUGGCCAAGGAGUGGAGGAGCGUGCGCGAGGAGGAGGAGAGUGGCUCGAUGCACUCGUUGUCUGACAUGUCCUUACUUCCCUCUUUCCCUUCCCUCAUCCCCACCCCGCUUCCCCUUACCUGUCUUCCCCUUCCCCCAUUCUCUUCCCCCAUAUCCUUCCCUCUUCCCCAUUCCCCUUCGCCUCUCCCUUUCCUUGUCCCUUUUCUUGCUCCCCUCCCCUGCAGCCUACGGGUCGACAUCACCCAUUUCACCAAACCAUCCGGACACCUCUUCUUUUGUGAAUCCGAGCAGCAAUGGCUCUCCCGCACGCCCACGCUCCUCAUCUACUCCAACCAAUACCACCUCCCAGCUCUCUACCUCCUCCCCUCCUUCCGCCGCCGCCUGCUCCUUCUCUUCCCCUCCCACCACCCCUUCCGCUCCCUCUCCCGCCUCCUCCUCUUCCCUCGCAACCGGAUCUGGGCGCAACUCACCCACCGCUUCCACUCCCUCAUCGCCCCCGCCUCUGCCCGCAUAGGCCUGCAGGGGCGGUUUCAGAAGCAGGCGUUGGAGAGAGGGAUUCCGUGGGAGACCAAGGCUAUGGGGCGAUGUUUGCUAGACGCACUCAACUCCUCCUCUGUGCACCAGGCACGGGAGGUACAGGUGUCGAACCAGGGUAGUGACAGCGGUGAUGGCAGCAGCGACAGUGGUGGUGAUGGGUGCAAUGCGGUUGGGAACGAUCCUCCGAGUGGUGUGACUGAGGUGAUGGUAGCGUCUCUUAGUCCUGUACUGGCUCACAACCUCUCGGUGAUGGUAGCAGAAAAUGUGCCACGAGCACAGGUGACCAUGGGUAGCGACACCCCUUGUGCUGCCACUGCAGAACUUGAUCUGCCUCCCAAAAAUGGUGUAAAAACCCCGGCGGAUUCCCACAUCCACAUUGCUCGACUAACAGUCGACGAGCUCGAAAACAACACCGACACCAGUCUAGUUGAUAGGGCCAUCCUAGACAUCUACACCCUCGCUCUCUUCUCUGACGCUCUUGUCAUCUCCCGCAACUCCACCUUUGGGUAUGUCAGCGCGUCGCUCUUCGGGGUUCCCUAUGUUUCCUUCGUGGGUCCCACGUGUAUGCGGGCGGUAACUGAGCCGUGCUUGCACUUCCCACCUAGUAAUGACCGGUGCCCAGACGGGGUUCCCCAACAGCUGCAGCUACUGCUGGCUGUAGCGCCUGAUGUGCCACUCACGCCUUGUGUAGAUAGACCCACCGGGAUUGCUGUCCGCCCAUUGGAGAUGUGA